Andrographis paniculata is the source of this 1226-nucleotide messenger RNA. RefSeq names its product ninja-family protein Os03g0419100-like. Gene Ontology annotation, biological process: negative regulation of DNA-templated transcription; signal transduction. The transcript is spliced from 2 exons. Gene Ontology annotation, cellular component: nucleus. The coding region runs from base 81 to 1094 and encodes 337 amino acids. Lineage: Eukaryota; Viridiplantae; Streptophyta; Magnoliopsida; Lamiales; Acanthaceae. The record is from RefSeq and is a predicted model, not a curated record.
AAUUCGUUCAACGCCUCUCUCUCCCUCUCUCGACGCAACAAAUUUUUUCAGUUGAAUUCUGGGCGGAAGAGUGCGAUAAUAUGGAUGCAUUGAAGACGCCAUCGGAGAAGGAAGGAAAAGAGGAUGAUCUCGAGUUGAGUUUGGAGCUGUCGAUAGGCGGAAGAUAUGGUUACAGAGAGGAGGAUAAUUCACAGGGGAGACCGAUGGAUUUUCCCGAUACCAAUGGCUGUAAUCUAGGCGGCAUUUUCAGCGUUUCGAGAUCUGAUUUUCGUUGCAAUGGAGGAGAAUCUAGGGCGGAAUGUUUGGACUCGCAGAGGAGGAAAGAGAUUCAGGCUAUGAAGAGACAAGUAGCGAGGAGAAAACGAGAAGAAAGGAUUAAGAAAUCUCGAGUUGUGGAGGACAAAGUGUACCUGGAGGCACAGAAACUGCAAGCUAGGGUUAGGGAUAGAGAAAUUAGGGAAAGAGAUGGUUUCGCAGAAGAUUUGGGAAGGAAGGUCGCGAAUGGUAAUGGCUAUGAGAAUGUAUGCUUGUACCCAAAGGUACAACACGGCUAUGCACACCCGCCGGUGAAUGUAUCUUCAUUGGAGCGGAGUUCGUCCGAUCACCAGAGCAUAUCACAAAAAGCAGGAGGAUGCAGCAGCGACAGUGGGAGCCAAUCGAGUCACCAAAGCAACCAUACGUUGGGAAAAGCUCCAUUGGAACACCUCCAAGCUCGCGCCGAGCAAACCAUCUCACAAUACAUAUGGAGCAAAUUCACAGAAAAAUCAACCAUUCCCCAAACCAGCACAAGAGAGAAGAUUGCAUCAACUGCAUCAAAAGAGACAACCAUCCCCUGCACUGCAAAACCAGAGAAGAACUUCCCCAAAGCAACAUCUCCGGCAGCAUACAUGCCUUGUGUCUCGGCCACCGGAAAUGGUCCGAAUGGCAAAACAAUCACCGGAUUUCUGUGCAAGUACACAAACAACGAGGUCACCAUCGUGUGCGGUUGCCAUGGGAACUCGUUUUCGCCAGCUGAGUUCGUGGAGCAUGCCGGAGGCGUCAACAUUUCGAAUCCAUUGAGGCACAUCACCGUGUUGCGCGGCGGCGAUUUAUGAGUUAUGUCGUUCCCGUGCUCCUGCUUGGCUUCCUAGUUUAUAAGGUGCGGAUGUUUUUAAUUUUGAACUCCUCCUGAUCAUUUGGAUCAUUCUUCUUAUCGUUAAGUGAGGAGCUCGUGAUGUUUGUCUUGU